This is a messenger RNA of Microstroma glucosiphilum, 2024 nucleotides long. RefSeq lists its product as hypothetical. The transcript has 3 exons. Gene Ontology annotation, biological process: mRNA splicing, via spliceosome. The record is from RefSeq and is a predicted model, not a curated record. Gene Ontology annotation, cellular component: nucleus. Bases 121 to 1911 code for a protein of 596 amino acids. Gene Ontology annotation, molecular function: RNA lariat debranching enzyme activity. NCBI's taxonomy places the organism in Eukaryota, Fungi, Basidiomycota, Exobasidiomycetes, Microstromatales, Microstromataceae.
CCACCUCCUACCUAUCUGCCUGACCCGCGCAUCCAGUCUGCUCUGCCUUGGCUCGACCAACGCUCGUACAUCUAGAGUCUUGCGCUUGUGUCCUGCUGCGGAGCGCCACCUACGCAGGCAAUGAAGAUUGCGGUAGAGGGGUGCAGUCAUGGCGAGUUGGACAACAUCUAUGCUUCCAUCCUCAAGGCUGAAGAACAAGGCAACUUCAAGACCGACGUGCUUCUUCUAUGUGGUGACUUCCAAGCCCUCCGCAACGUAGCAGAUCUAGAAUGUCUAGCAGUGCCGCAAAAGUACCGCGAGCUUGGAGGUUUCCACAGGUACUACUCCGGCGAAAAGGUUGCUCCGCUCUUGACCAUCGUCAUUGGCGGAAAUCAUGAGGCGAGCAACUAUAUGUGGGAGCUCUACCAUGGCGGCUGGCUCGCCCCGAACAUCUACUUCCUUGGAGAGGCGGGAGUGAUAGACGUAGGCGGUGUCAUCAUUGCCGGCGCAAGCGGCAUCUACAAAUCACACGAUUACCACAGAGGCCGGUAUGAGCAGAUGCCCUACGACAAGUCCUCCAUCCGAUCAGUCUAUCACACCAGAGUAUACGACAUCUGGCGGCUGAAGCUUCUCGCUUCUUCCGCUGCAUCUCGUCCCGAUGUGGUCCUCUCCCACGAUUGGCCAAAUACAAUUGAGCAAUACGGCGAUACCGCAAAGCUCAUCAGCCGCAAGCCCUUCUUCAAAGAUGAGAUCCAGAGCUCGACUCUGGGAUCUCCGCCUCUGUUGGAGCUGAUGCGUUGCUUGCGGCCGAAAUACUGGUUCUCGGCCCAUCUUCAUGUCAAAUUUGCUGCGAUAUUCGAGCAUCGACAGGGCUCUGGAGGAGCGCAUCAAUCAAGUGGGCAGAGCGGUGGCUCUUCGGACCCAGAUAUGACACUUGCGUCUGCGGGUGUGGUAUCAGAUCCUUCUAGUGAGAAUCCGGAGGCUAUAGACCUCGACUUUGACGACGAAGAGGACGCAGAGCAAAGCACUAAGUCCGCCGGAGAAGACGUGGUCAAGGCCAACGUGAAUCCAGACGAGCUCGCGAUCGAUGAGGACGAAGUUGCAGGGAUCGACGAGGACCCUCCUCACGACCAUGGUCAUGGGUCAGAGGCGCAGACGGCAGGCAUGAGCCAUCUCGACUCAGCGUCCCCUGUAGGCGAGACGCGUUUCCUGGCCCUGAGCAAGUGUCUCCCGAGUCAGGACUUCCUACAAUUCCUCGACAUUCAUCCUCGAGAGAGCGACGAUCGCAGUAACGGAAGUACGGCAGAAGCUUCCUCAAGCUCUGAGCGUACAUUCCCGCCAUUGCGCUUUGUGCCUCGCUGGCUGGCUGUAUUGCGGGCCACCAACCACCUGCUGUCGAUGACUAGGCAGCAGCCUCAUCUGCCUGAUCCCAGCGAUGCCGCGCUGCUCGAGCGGAUCGAGCAAGAGGAAGUCUGGGUGCGAAGUGACCUGCAAAGUCAGGCAGGAGAGGACAGCCUGGCAAUUGGACGGAUACAGCAAUUUGCGCAUACUGCGCCUACAGCUUCGUCACCGCUGGGCGGUCAAAGAGGACCUCCUCCGUGGUACACAAACCCUCAGACUGAGGCAUUGACGAAGUGGCUAUGUAUCGAGAACAAGAUCAAUCCCCCUCCCAUCAACGGACCCCCUGGUCCCAACUUGGGCCCUCCCAUUCGGUUUGGUGGACCUUCCGAGGGAGUCUCAACUCCUACUCAACCCACGAUGACACCAGCUGACGAAGAAGCCGAGAUUAAGAGGAUAGAGGCCGCUGCUGCACAGGCCAGCCGAGCUCGCAAGCGCUUCAAGAGCGACGAGGAGAAGCCUACAGAGGCGGAGCCUCUGAGACUAGACGAAGAUGAGAGCGUAGAUGCCAGAUGGAAGGAAGGGACCGGUUGAGCCCUUAUUCAUUUCGCAGAGUCCUUCGUCGUACGACUCUGCAAUCCUGUGCUGUAGCAAAUCAUCUUUCAUCUAUCCCUAGCAAUGCAGCAUGUCAUCCGUCUUUUCCUGAU